AUGGAAACCAAUCCAAGAAAACUAAGAGCCUAUUGUUUCAUAUGGCUAAUUGUAUGUUUAUUUGUGUUGAUUGUAUGUGCAAUAUUAUCCAGAGCAGAAGAAAAUGUCGAAAACGAUGAUGAUCAUUUGCCAAGGAUUUACUCCGUUUUGGUUGAAGGUGAACCAUUGGCCUUUCGUGAUGCUGCUAACAUCAACAGCAAAGCUAUGGCAUUUGAAGCAAAGAAGAUAGAAGAGAUUCAUGACGAAAUACUUGGAACCACACUUGAAAAUGGAAGUUAUACAAAGCUUUAUAGCUUCAAACAUAUCAUCAAUGCUUUCGCAGUCCGUACUACUCCUUCUCAGGCCACGAAACUGAGGAAAGCAAAAGGAGUAAAGGCAGUGGAAGAAGACAAAGGAGUGAAACUAAUGACAACUUACACUCCCGACUUCUUGGACCUUCCCCAACAAGUCUGGCCAAAGAUCUCCCGUGAAGGCGAUAGACGCGCAGGAGAAGAUAUUAUAAUAGGUUUUGUGGACACCGGAAUUAACCCUACUCAUCCGAGCUUUGCCGCACUUGAUCUCACUAACCCUUUCUCAUCAAAUCUCUCACGUUUGAAUUUCUCCGGCCAUUGUGAGGUCGGUCCUCUCUUCCCCGCCGGAUCUUGUAACGGAAAAAUCAUCUCCGCUAGGUUCUUUUCCGCCGGAGCUCGAGCUUCCGUCGCUCUCAAUGCCUCCUUGGAUAUACUCUCUCCGUUCGAUGCGUCCGGUCAUGGAAGCCACGUGGCAUCCAUUGCAGCCGGGAACGCCGGAGUUCCGGUGAUCGUAGACGGAUUCUUCUACGGCCGAGCCAGCGGUAUGGCUCCACGCGCACGAAUAGCCGUUUACAAAGCGAUUUAUCCAUCAAUCGGAACUCUUGUAGACGUUAUUGCAGCCAUCGACCAAGCAAUAAUGGACGGCGUAGACGUGCUAACGUUGUCGGUAGGGCCGGACGAACCACCGAUAGAUAAGCCGACGGUGCUCGGGAUAUUUGACCUCGCAAUGUUAUCGGCUAGGAAAGCAGGGGUCUUUGUGGUUCAAGCCGCAGGAAAUCAUGGCCCAUCACCGUCUUCCGUGUUGUCUUAUAGUCCGUGGGUUGUUGGCGCGGCCGCUGGAAGUACGGACCGAUCUUAUCCUGCAUCGCUCAUACUCGAUGGUGGCGAGACCGUUCAGGGUGUUGGACUAUCAGGCCCAACUUUGGGAUCUCCUUUCCUUCAACACAGGCUAGUCUUAGCCAGAGACGCAGUCAGAACAAAUGGCUCAAUUUUACAAACUCUAACCGGAGACACUGAAGAAUGUCAACGGCCGGAGAAUUUCGAUCCGGCAUUGGUUCUUGGAAGUAUUGUGAUUUGUACAUUUUCCGACGGCUUCUACAAACAAACCUCGACAGUCCGAGCCAUCACCCGAACCGCCAGGACUCUUGGUUUCAUGGGUUUCAUACUCGUUGCAAACCCUAAAUUCGGAGACUAUGUUGCAGAGCCAGUGAUAUUUUCGGGUCCCGGUAUUCUAAUCCCAAAAAUAUUAGAUUCCCAGAUCAUUUUGAGGUACUACGAGGAGAAAACCUACAGAAACAAGGGAGGGAUGGUAAUGCAAUUCGGGGCACGAGCACGAAUAGGCGAAGGCCGAAACUCGGUAUUUGCUGGACAAGCACCGGUGGUGAGUAGAUUCUCAUCGAGAGGCCCAGCUUUUAUCGAUGCAAAUCGGAAUCCUCUAGAUGUGCUUAAGCCAGAUAUUCUUGCACCUGGUCACCAAAUAUGGGGCGCUUGGAGCCUUCCUAGUGCCUAUGAUCCUAUUCUCACAGGACGGAACUUUGCUAUAUUGUCGGGAACCAGCAUGGCAGCUCCUCAUAUAGCGGGAAUUGGCGUGCUGAUAAAGCAAAUUAAUCCUUCUUGGACUCCGGCCAUGAUUGCUUCGGCCAUCUCCACCACGGCCAAUGAAUACGACAAUUCUGGUGAAGUUAUAUCUGCAGAGUCUUAUGGGAUCAACGAAUUGUUUCCGUCUAAUCAUUUUGAUCAUGGUGCUGGUCAUGUUAAUCCUGCUAGAGCCAUAGAUCCAGGACUGGUUUUACCGGCAGGUUUUGAAGACUACAUUAGUUUCUUGUGCUCACUGCCAAACAUUAAUCCGGCCACGAUUAGAGCAGCAACCGGAGUCUGGUGCACCACCGUGCUUAGCCACCCGGCUAACCUUAACCAACCAUCAGUGACUAUAUCUUCACUUAGAGGGUCACUUGUAGUGAGAAGAAGUUUCCAAAACGUCUCCAACAAGACCGAGAUAUAUCUUGGUUCAGUUUUACCUCCUAAUGGUACAGUCGUACGGCUAAGCCCAUCUUGGUUCACUGUACGGGCACAGAAAAUCCAAGAUUUGGACAUAGAGUUCAAUGUCACAGAAGUCCUAGACCAGUUUACAUUUGGUGAAAUUGUUCUUACCGGAAGCUUGAACCAUAUUGUAAGAAUACCGUUGUCGGUUAAGACCGUACGGCUUUGA
Molecule: messenger RNA, 2499 nt
Organism: Arabis nemorensis
Lineage: Eukaryota; Viridiplantae; Streptophyta; Magnoliopsida; Brassicales; Brassicaceae
Source: the annotation of a GenBank genome assembly